Messenger RNA from Fusarium fujikuroi IMI 58289, 1140 nucleotides. RefSeq lists its product as uncharacterized. Lineage: Eukaryota; Fungi; Ascomycota; Sordariomycetes; Hypocreales; Nectriaceae. Bases 1 to 1140 code for a protein of 379 amino acids. The record is from RefSeq and is a predicted model, not a curated record. The transcript has a single exon.
AUGGCUUGUUCAUUUGUUGAGUCGUUCUUUAUCGGCUGGGCUGUUGGGAUCUGCACGAUUUCCCUCGUCGUCGCAAUCAUCGUCCUAGCUCUGAAAGGGACUGUACGUGGAGCCUCUUUCUUCUCUUGGCUAAGCAAUAAUCGCAACCCUGAUGUUGCUGAAACCUCUACCAAACAAAAGGCUGCAGCUACGAAUGUUCCUACUCCUCAGCAAGUCCCAGAGACCCAGGUUAUCCGCAGUCAGAUGAAUCCAAAUCCUAUCACGGAGUCACACAGGGAGUUGGCUCACCGUGUUAUACCUGUCUGGGGGCCCGAAGAAAUCGAGGAGAAUGUUGGGUUCGAGUGCCUGAUCGAAGGCUUUUGCGAUAAUCUUAUUUAUGGCCACGGAAAUGUCCAUACCACGUCAGUGCCAACCAUCGAGAGGUCCUCUUUCAAUGACGAUGAACUUGCCCGCCUUGCCGGGAACCCUCCCGAAGGUGACACGUGGUCAGAGUUGAUAUGCGAUCGAGACACUCGAUACUACGCCAUAUGGAACUUCCUCAUCCGACUGCUGUACAGACGAAUGAAUCCAGACUGCAAUGUUGAAGACUGUCUGUUGCCGCCUGAGGUCUCGACAUGUUUUCAGUUCAUCCCUCAUCGGCAAUUCGAGCACAGUAAGUUCGAUAUUCAUAUCGCUGCUGCGGUGGACUCUACUGACAUAAUCUCAGGGGAGGACUGUAUCUCGGUCUGGAGAGAGAUUCUGUUCAUGAUGCUCAUGUGUCGGUACAAAAUGGUAUACAUACCCGCGACCAGUCUCGAUAAGGAUGACCCGCGGCGAGAGAGGAUUGGUUCUAUGGCUUCUGAAGUCGCUGAAGUCCUGAAUGUGGAGCUCCUCGAUGCUCGUGGCCGUUCAGGUGCUGAUUUAAAAAGGAAUUUGAGCGGCAUAUUCGGCAAGGCAGCCAACUGUGCUCUAAUCUUCUUCGGGCAACCCUCUGUGUGGGAAGCCGACUGGGAUUCGGACCCAGGUCGUCUCGUUGCUCCUAGGAUCAGGUUCAUGUGGAAUGGCCAGGUCAAAUGGACCAGGCCUCCUACCGUGUACAACGGCCCCCCGGGGGCUCGCAUCGUGGAGCGUGAGAUUUUGCCACGUCCUAAGCCAAACUAA